Molecule: messenger RNA, 2343 nt
Organism: Peronospora matthiolae
Lineage: Eukaryota; Oomycota; Peronosporomycetes; Peronosporales; Peronosporaceae
Source: the annotation of a GenBank genome assembly
AUGUUCCGCCCCGCCGCCAGACGCGCCCUGUCGCCCCAUUCCGCGCGCGCACUCUCCCGUCGCUGCGUUGCCUCUCUAAGCGGCGCCUCGUCGCCCUGGAUCAACCCCGCGAACGUCCCGCACGGCGAGAGCCUCAAGAAGUACGGCCGCGACUUGACCGCCUUGGCGCACGCCGGCGAGCUCGACCCGGUGAUUGGUCGCGAAGACGCGAUCCGGCGCGCGACGCAGAUCCUCUCGCGGCGGACCAAGAACAACCCGAUCCUCAUUGGCGACCCCGGCGUCGGCAAGACCGCGGUCGCUGAAGGCCUCGCGCAGCGCAUCGCUCUGAAGGAAGUGCCGUCCAGUCUCCAGGACAAGCAGGUUGUCGCGCUCGACUUGGCUGCGCUCGUGGCCGGCGCGAAAUUCCGCGGCGAGUUCGAAGAGCGGCUGAAAUCCGUACUUAAGGACGUGGACGACAGCCACGGCCGCGUGAUCCUCUUUAUCGACGAGCUCCACACGCUCGUGGGCGCCGGGGGCAACGAAGGCUCCACGGACGCGGCCAACAUGCUCAAGCCCGCGCUGGCGCGGGGCGCGCUGCACUGCAUGGGCGCGACAACGCUGGACGAGUACCGGCAGUACAUUGAGAAGGACGCGGCGCUGGCGCGGCGGUUCCAGCCCGUGCUGCUCGCCGAGCCAAGUGCCGACGAGACCGUGACGAUCCUCCGCGGGUUGAAGGAGAAGUACGAAGUGCACCACGGCGUGCGCAUCGCUGACAGCGCGUUGGUCGCGGCCGCGACGCUGGCCACGCGGUACUUGAGUGAGCGCAAGCUGCCGGACAAGGCCAUUGACUUGAUGGACGAAGCGGCGUCGCGGCUGCGGCUGCAGCUCGAGAGCAAACCCGAAGCGAUUGAGACGUUGGACCGCGCGCUGCUCUUGCGGCGCAUUGAGAUGGAAGCGCUGCGGCGCGAGACGGACGCCGCGUCGAAGAAGCGCUUGGCGGCGGUGGAGACGGACGUGGAGCGGCUGGAGACGGAGCUGCAGCUGUUGACGGACGAGUGGCAAGCGGAGAAGCGCAAGUUGGAGGCGAUGCAGGACGCGAAACGCAAGCUGGAGGAAGCGCGGCGGGAGCUCGUGGCGGCGCAGAAUAGCGGCGACUAUGCACGCGCGGGAGAGCUGAUGCACGCGGUGAUUCCGCAGUUGGAGGCCGAAGUGGCGCAUGAAGAGCAGGACGAGGACGACGGAGAGCAAGACGACGACGGGAAAAAGACGAAGAAGAAGAAGAGGCGGAGUCGCACGGCGCUGGGCGAUGCGGUUACAGCGGAUCAUGUCGCGGAAGUCGUGGCGCAAGCUACGGGCAUCCCGGCGUCGACGCUGAUGGAAGGCGAGAAGCAGCGACUGCUGCAGAUGGAAGAGGCGUUAAAUCAGCGCGUGAUUGGCCAGGAAGAAGCCGUGACGGCUGUGAGCAAUUGCGUCCGGUUGGCGAGGGCGGGGCUGCACGCGCACAAUCGACCGCUGGGUGUGUUUAUGUUCCUUGGGCCGACGGGGGUCGGCAAGACGGAGCUGACGAAAGCGCUGUCGGAGUUUUUGUUCCAGACGCCGCAAGCGCUUACGCGCAUUGACAUGUCAGAGUACAUGGAGAAGUUCAACGUGAGCCGUCUGAUUGGCGCGCCGGCAGGUUACAUCGGCUAUGAGGAAGGGGGGCAACUCACGGAAGCAGUGCGCCGUCGCCCGUAUCAGGUCGUGCUCUUUGACGAGUUUGAAAAGGCGCAUCAUGAUGUGAGCAACAUUUUGCUGCAAGUGCUGGAUGAAGGGCGACUGACGGACUCGCAAGGUCGGCUGGUCGACUUCCGUAAUACCGUCAUCAUAUUGACAAGCAACCUGGGGUCUGAUGUGCUCGUUGGCUUGCCGGAACAGACGCCGAGCUCCGUGGUGGAGGCGGAAGUCAUGAAUGUCGUACGCGCCCACUACUCGCCCGAGUUUCUCAACCGCAUCGACGAGCUCGUGCUGUUCAACCGCUUGAAGCGCGAGGAUAUCCGUGCGAUCGUGGACUUGCAGCUCCGCCAAGUCGAUGACAUGCUCGAGGAGAAAGACCUAACGAUGAAGGUGGACGCGCGUGUCGAAGACUGGCUGGCGGACGUGGGCUACAGUCCACACUAUGGCGCUCGGCCACUGAAGCGUCUGAUCCAGCAGCACGUGCUGAAUCCGAUGGCCGUGAAGCUCCUCGAAGGAGCUGCUGGUCCAGGCCAAGUUAUGCACGUCAAGAUGAACGCCAACUACGAUGGAGAAGUUGUCAAGGACGCAAAGACUGCCAAGCCGCUGCUUAUCACAGUCGAAGAAACUGCUGCUGCAGCAGCGGCCCCGUGA